AUCAAUCUUUAUUCAAAGUUCUCAGUAUAUCUUAUUGCAUGCUAUGGAUGUAAAAGAUCUAAUAUAUAUUAAAAUAAUCUGUUCUUAUUCUCUUGUAGUUUUGUACCGAUACCAGUACAGAAUUGGAAGGAUAAAUAAAUAUUUGUGCAAAUCGGUUUCCUUCUGGUUUGUUUAUUAUUGUUUAUGAAACAAUUGAAUUAGAAUUAGGUUUAAAAUAUGUUUCCAUACGGUUAACUGACUGACAAUUUAUGUAACGGUCGUAUAGAAGGAAUUCAAAACGCGCGUUGAAAGAGAGCCAUAUAGAUAGUGUUUAUUAUAAUAAGCGGAACUAUUUUUUCUACAUGAUAUUACAGUUGAGGGCAUGGGAAGGCGAAUACAGAGACAGCGGCUUAUUCUAUUCACGCUAUGUAUUUUUGUGUUCAUGACGCAGAAUUAUUUCAUCUACAAAAUAAAGAGAAGGUUCAGAGUAAGGGCUAUACCAAGAAACUUAAUGACAUAUAACCAGGAAAGCCCGAGUGCUGUUUUAAACACUUUAAAUGCAACUUAUCAGGUUAUUUCGAAUGCAGUUGCAGGUACAUUAAAAGCAACGUACCAUGUAAACUCUGGUGUUAUUUUAGAUACUUUUAAUGCAUCCUACAGGAUAAAUUCGAGUGAAUUUUCAGUUAAAACAAACUCACAGGAAAAUUCGAGUGUUAUUUCCAACAAGUUAAUAAAACCUCUACGGGUAAACUGGGGUGUUAUUUCAAACAAUGUUGACGCACUUUACCGUGUGAAUUCAAGUGUUGUUUUAGACAUCAAUUCCACUUACCGAGUGAAUUCGAGUGCUACAUCAACCAAUUUAAAGGCACCUUAUCGGGUAAAAAUUAAGCCUGGUUUAUCAAAACUUAUUAAUUCGUCAGUACCAAAAUAUCCCUAUAUUAGACAAAAUAUAUACGAAAAUGGAAUGUUUUGUUCUUCCGUUACAAAUCUUACAUUGUUAAUUCUUGUGUUAUCAGCAACGACAAACUUUAAGAAAAGGCAAACAUUGAGACAAACCUGGGCAAACGAAUCUCUAUAUACAUCGUACGGAACAUUAAAGGUUUUAUUUCUUCUUGGAAUCACCGAAAAUGCCACAGUUCAGAAAAACAUUGAUAAAGAAUUUAAAAUCUAUGGUGAUAUGGUCCAAGGGUCUUUCAUAGAUUCUUAUCAUAAUUUGACGCACAAGUCAACAAUGGGGUUUAAAUGGGCAACUGAACGAUGCAGAAAUGCAAAAUAUGUUUUGAAAACAGAUGACGAUAUAGUGAUAGAUAUAUUUAAGCUGUUUAAAAACACUAUUCUGAAUGAGUCUGAAAAUAAAUUUGACAUUUAUUGCAUUCGACAAUCGACUCAAAUAUUUAGACGUACUAAUAAUAAAUGGUUUGUUGAAAAUUACCAGUUUAAAGGAUUGUAUAAAUAUCCAACAUAUUGCGGAGGCUCUUUUGUGAUGAUUUUGAAUGAGGUAGUUCCAUUUAUACACGCAUCUAUAUCAAGAACUCCAUUCUUUUGGAUAGAAGAUGUUUUAUUAUAUGGUAUAGUGUUAAAUAAUAUACCUGAACUUACAUAUAAAACAAUAAAACCUAAAGACGUUGAGUUAUAUAAUUUUAGGGCAGCAUUAAACUGCUUAUCUAAACGGAAGACACAAUGUCCAUUGUUUAUAUUCAUGACGAGCACUGAUUAUCAGAUUAUGAAACUUUGGGCAACUAUUUUACAAAUACAUAAUAAAUGACACUUUCUUUAUUUCGUUACGCACUUUAAAUUUAAGAUACAUACAUAUGCAAAUAGAUUAUGACUUUGCAUUUAUAGUAGUCAACUGACUGGUGUAAUAUUCACUGCAUGAACAAGAAAUUAAAACUUCUUAUUGGCAUUUCUGAAAUUUAUUCCUGUUACAAAGCUAAAUUUAGAAAACAGACAUUGUGACUUUAUUUAUCGGCUCUUCUUAGUUAGUGCAACCGCUUGUUUCAUGCCAAUAUCUCAGACUUUACUAAACUACAUUUCAACGGUUUCAAUAGAAUUCUUUUAUACAGAUACAUUGAAUGGACACGACGAAACGUUACGAAAGCUACAUUGCACAACAGUUCUGACAAAUUAUCUUAUCGGCAAGAAGAACCUACGUCACCUCAUGUUUCUACUCACCUUACUAGCAUACCAUAUUUUAUAAUGUUUUAGACUCAAACGAUCACUUCAUGUAAACACAGUAUACAUACACAUGUGGUUAAUAUAUAUUGUAAAGUAAAAUACGUCUGAUCAGGAUUUUCUACAUUUAAAGUAAAUAUCUAAAGAUAAAACGUUUUAUGUUUGACGUUUUGUUUCUAGGAAUCAUUGACAAUAAACAAAACAUAUUGGGUGCUCAGCUCUUUUACAGUUAAGAUACUACGUUUUUGAUUGUAUCUGACAAAACUGAGAGAGGACUCUGUAUUUUAAAAGCAAUGCUUACAUCAACUGUAUCUUAGCUAUUUUGAUAUUUGCCUUCUGACUUGUUUAUUUGGACCCUUAAUGGUGUCACUAGUAUUGUUCUGCCCUCUACAAAGACUUUGAGUUUAUGCGAACAUGUAAAUGGUUCGCUACAUUUUCCUUAGAAAUUAUCGUACCCUUACCAAAAUAUCAGGCUUCCGGCGAACGUUGCGGCAAAUUUGCCGCAAAUGUUUUGGAGAAUUUGCCGCAAACUUUCUUUUGGCAAACUUUUACCAUGAAAAUUAGUUUGCGGUAGAUUUGCCGCAAACAAUUUAUGCAAAUGAAUAUGCAAAUGAAGUUUGCAGCAAAUUUGCGGCAAACCUAAUUUGCAUGGUAAAAGUUUGCCGCAAAUUCGCCAAAACCUUUCUGGCGAACUUCUGGCAAUGUUCUGGCGAGCUUUUAGCAAACUAUUUAUGCAAAUUAGUUUGCGGCGACUUUGCAGCAAACAAUUAUGCAAAUUUGUUUGCCGCAAAUUUGCUGCAAACUUUUGGCGCUAAAGUAACAGACCUUUUGUUUUUGAAGAUUAAAGGAUAUAUUUUCAAGAAAAGUAAAAAAGGUCUAUUAAGUUAGCAAAAUAUCAUCUGCUAAUAAUGAUUUAUCUUUUCUAAAUGAUUAUAAAGAAAAAAUACAAAUGCACGAGAUCAGUAUGAUAAAGUAUGUUGUUAGUAAAUAUAUUUUAUGCUUACAUGGGUUUGAAACUCUUUAAAUAUUUAAAGAACCGUUGUGAAAGCUGAUAACUGAUUUGCAAACAAUUCGUCUGUGUGCAACUGUCUUAAUAAAUUUGCAGAUUUACUGAAUUAUUUAUUGCAAUCUAUUGUAUCUUAUGGUCUUUAGGGGACGCAUGCCUGAAAUAAACAAAGGCUAACCGUAUAAAAAUCAUUCUGUUUUUGCAUGCGUAAUAAUGUGAAAACUAAUCUUACAUCGCAACAUUUAUCCACGGAAUUAAACACAGUAUACUUCGGUGAUUUAUCCAUCUUUUGUGGAAGUUUUUGUUUAGUAAAGAAACAUAAAUAAUUCAUGUUAAUACAUCGAUGUUCAGCUGCUGUUUGGCAGUUUGAAAAUGGAGCCAAACUCAAUGCAGCCAAUAAAAACAAAGAAGAAGUCAUGUGGUACUGUUCUGGCAGUACUCUGGCGAACUUUCACAUCUGGUCAGAUAAUUAAAAGAUCAUAUGGAGAAUGUUUUGGAGAAGAAAAUAUAGAUAAAAGAUUCUGGUGACGUUUUGGUGAACAAAAUCAUGUGAUAAAGUUUCUGGCGAUGUUAUGGCAAACUCUUAAUUCAGUAAAGUCUGUGGUGAGUUUGCAGCAAAGUCACCGAAACGUUUGCCGAAAGAUCGCCGCUACCGGCGAACUCCUGCAAACAUUUAUUACUCUGUUCUGGUGAACUAAAAUGUUUGCGGCAAAUUUACCGCAACUUUGCGGCAAAUUUGCCGCAAACUUUUCAUUUUGGUAAGGGUACCUUUUCAGUACUAUUGCGCACAUAAACGGUUCACUCGACAUGUACUGUUAACACUGUAAUGUGACUUUGAAACAUAAUUGGAUAAAGAGUGAAGGUUCAUUCGCAAUUAAAUAGUUUACACUUCUUUCGCAAAUGUCGCUGUUACAUCUUUUCUUUAUGUAUCUUUUUGUAUAUUUCUAUCAUAAGAACGCUUGCGGUUUGAAGGGAGUACAUUCUCGGAACGUGACUGUUACCUAUGAAUAUUUAUCUUGAUAAGGUCACUUUUAAACAUUCAUUAUGAAUCUAGAAUAAUGUCUUCAAAAUAUCUUUUCAAAUUUCCUGUACAUGGAAAUUGAUAUAAGUGUAAUCAUUUGUUUUUUCUUUCCAAGAAAAGUUCAAGAGGAUAGAUAUCGAAUACGCAUUUGAAGAAAUGACAUGUUUUGUAGACAUGCUUAUCGAUAAAAUACGCGCUUAAAAUCGUAAAUGUGACAGAUCAACAAUUUCUUUUUGUUUGUUUAUUUGUUUCAAAGGGAAGAAAUAUCGAAUAUGCAUUUGAAAAAAUGAUUUUUUUUUAAAUAUGCUUUGUUAGCAACACACUUAAAAGAGUAUUGGCGUAGUCAAGUGGAAAAGUUUCAAGGUUUCUCAGCAUUUGUUGACCAAAAAUAUGUGACCAUUUGUUGUUUAUCCCGCAAAACAAUUUCAAGGACAUCCCACAGAUUGAUGAACUUCCAGCUAUCAUAUUAAAUGUAUCAUAUUCAAGCCAUGGUUAUAAGUAUCGUAAAAUGUCUCAUCGCUGGUCAUUGAAAUACAGCACUCUUUGGUCAAUUGCAACACAGUUUAUGGAUAUACGCAAAUAUGUUGCCAUGCAGAUGCUGGUGGAUACAUGAUUGCUAAAUUGCAAUGCUACUUCGAUAACGUGCUCUGUUUGAAAAGGUAUAACAUGUAUUCACUAUAUUCUUAAUCGUACAGAGCGGCAUUGAUAGAGGUCAGCUCACGGGCAAAGGUAACUCUAGUAACUAUUAAUUAUACCUUACUCAAAGAGGAGUUGAACCCCUUAUCUGAGGCAGGAUUGUCUGGUUCGCGGCAUGAAACAUUCGUACAGAAUGAGCAGGAAAAAACUUUUACUUAUUGUCUGUUAAAUCUGUGAUCAUUUACUUUAUAGUGAGUGAGUGAGUGAGUGAGUGA
Mercenaria mercenaria is the source of this 5089-nucleotide messenger RNA. RefSeq names its product lactosylceramide 1,3-N-acetyl-beta-D-glucosaminyltransferase-like. Lineage: Eukaryota; Metazoa; Mollusca; Bivalvia; Venerida; Veneridae. The transcript has a single exon. Bases 362 to 1744 code for a protein of 460 amino acids. Gene Ontology annotation, molecular function: hexosyltransferase activity. The record is from RefSeq and is a predicted model, not a curated record. Gene Ontology annotation, cellular component: membrane.